Messenger RNA from Oppia nitens, 1620 nucleotides. Its product is annotated as BUD13 homolog. Gene Ontology annotation, molecular function: RNA binding. The record is from RefSeq and is a predicted model, not a curated record. The coding region runs from base 129 to 1556 and encodes 475 amino acids. The transcript has 2 exons. Lineage: Eukaryota; Metazoa; Arthropoda; Arachnida; Sarcoptiformes; Oppiidae. Gene Ontology annotation, biological process: mRNA splicing, via spliceosome. Gene Ontology annotation, cellular component: U2-type spliceosomal complex; RES complex.
CAUUCAAAUGUUUUGAAAGAAAAACAUUUCAUUUCAAUAGACAAAUGCAAUCAAAUUGUUUUGUUUUCAAAUUUCAUAUGAAUUUUCGUUUUAAUUGACCACUAAAUCGGUAAUUACGGGCAAAGAAAAUGUCGGGAAAAUCAUACGACAGACCAGUUGAACACAAAGAGUACAUCCGAUUAAAGUAUAUGACAUCAAAUGACAGCAAAAAUGAAGAAAAGAUCAAAAAGAAGAAACGAAUUAAGAAAUUGAUUAAACCGAAGACCAAAAAAAUACAUAUCUUUGACGAUGACAUCGAUCUCAAGAAGAUUGAUAAGAAUGGCAGCGAUGAUGAACUGUAUUUCGGUACCAAAGAAGAAAAGCCACAGAUUGCCGCUGUGGUCGACGAACGGCCGCUUCAUAUGAGACGCAAAGAUUUGGACACAAAUCGAUGGAAAACUAUUGAACCGGUUGUCGACAGUUCGGUGGUCAACGAUAAGGCAAGUGAUAGUAAUAAGAGAUUAAGACACGAAUCGGACGACGACUCAACGAUUCCCAGUCGACGACUACAACAACAUGAUAGCGAUGAUUCAGAUUUGGCGCCACCAAGAAAUAGGACUUCCAAUCGACAGCGACACGACUCAGACAGCGAUCUGUCGCCAGUAAGAGCAUCAAACAGACAGAAAUCAAAAAAUAAUAUCAAUGACGAUCUCUCACCUCCAAGACAUAAGUCUACGAAACAAACGCGACACGACUCGGACAGUGAUCUUUCGCCAAUAAGAGAGACAAAAGCACCCAAAAGACAGAGAUCAAGACAUGACGAUGAAGAUCUAUCACCUCCGAGAAGUCGACAACCAAAUCGAAGUCAACGACACGAUUCAGGCAGUGAUUUGAGUCCACCGAGGAGUUCACGGAACGAUACACACAAACCUAAGCCGAAAACAACACUCAGCGGUAAGAAAGCUGGUCUUUCUGAUGGAAAACAUCUGCGCGAAGAACUUAUGAACGCAAAAAAGAAAGAACAGAUACUGUUUGAAUCGAUUAGCGAUGAGAUGUUAGGCAAAAAUGCCAAAACUGUAUUCAGAGAUUCAAAAUCGGGUAAAAUUCGAGAUCUGGAUGAAGAGGCCAGAGUUCAGAGGGAAAAAGAUUCAAUUAAAGACAAAAUAGAGGCGGAAAAGAAAGCUAAAUAUGAUAAAUGGUCGAAAGGUUUGGUCCAGAAGAAGGAACAACAGGAAAAGCGUGAAUCAAAUCUACACGAAAUGUCCAAACCUUUGGCCAGAUAUGAAGACGACGCCGAUUUGGAUAAAAUGUUGAGAGAACAGGAACGAGAUGAUGACCCGAUGCUACAAAUGAUACGCAAGAAUAAGGAAAAAGUGGCCAUAAAAGAGGGGACGUUUAAGGUUAGACCCGCUUAUAAGGGUCCGACUGCUCCGCUCAACCGAUUCAAUAUACAACCCGGUUAUCGAUGGGAUGGUGUCGAUCGGUCCAAUGGUUUUGAGAAACGCCAUUUCGAUCGAAUAGCCAAUCGGAUGGCCACUCAGGACGAGGCCUACAAAUGGGCCACUGAAGACAUGUAACUCAACUCUUCAUUCAAUUUUUUUUGUAAAUAUAUCAAUCAUUUAAUAAUUAGAUUCAAUUUAU